UGCACAGAUCAGCCAUGUGGUCUGAAAAGCUUAAUGGUUUUUCGUUCUUGUUUGAAUGAAAACACCGUGCGUACUGUACCAUUUUAUCCGGAAGGCUUUCUCGUGCGCUCGGGGUUGUAGGCUACCACUUGGCUGUUAAGAGAAUCAUUUGCCUGCUCUUUUAACACGUGCUCGUCUUUUUUUACGAAACGCUGUUACUAGUGUCAUUGAAAAAAAUUCUAAUCGGUGACUGGACGCGUUCCAUUAAACAUUGCGAAAUUGAUUUCUUUCCUGAGAAAUAUCUACCGACGAAUACCUCUGUUUUUUUAAGCAAUUUUAUUCACUUUGUAUGAAUAUGUGUAUUUUCGUAUGAAAAAAAAGUGAGACUGAAUUGAUGUUUAUGCCAACUUAGGUUCUGAUUUGGUGAGGGUGCGUGAAGCGCACGCGCGCUGUGGGCGGGAAUAGACGCGCGUUUAUAAAGAGCGCAGCGCGCGCCGUGGGGCGGCGACACCGCGCGGAAACGGCUGUCAAGAACGGAGAGGACUCAGUGAAGACGCUAGGGAAGACUUUUUAAUUCAUUCCAAGCUGGGUGGGAGAGGCGCGCCUCUCUCGGGCCCCUUGUCGCCUCUCCCCCCCCUGGAAUGGAUGAACACUUCAACCUUAUAGACUCUCCGUUAACGCGUCACAGGGGAAACAACGCCGAGAAUCACGGCUACGCGGAGACAGAGAAAGGCAGCAUGACGGUGAUGGCGGCGGAGUUGCUGGAGGAAUCGGCCGCGCUGCCCGGCCACCUGUCGCUGGAUCGAUAUGAGGCGGAGCACGAGUGCUGCGAGAGAGUGGUCAUCAACAUCUCGGGCCUGCGCUUCGAGACGCAGCUUAAAACUUUCAACCAAUUUCCGGACACCUUGCUCGGCGAUCCGAAAAAGAGGAUGCGCUACUUUGAUCCGCUCAGGAACGAGUACUUUUUCGACAGGAAUCGUCCAAGCUUCGACGCCAUCCUCUACUACUAUCAGUCAGGCGGGCGCAUCCGGAGACCAGUAAACGUGCCCAUAGAUAUUUUCUCAGAAGAGAUCCGCUUUUAUCAGCUUGGAGAGGAAGCGAUGGAGAAAUUUCGUGAGGACGAGGGUUUUAUCAAAGAGGAAGAGCGCCCCUUGCCCAGUCAUGAGUUCCAAAGGCAAGUCUGGCUUUUAUUUGAGUACCCGGAGAGCUCCGGCCCGGCCAGGGGCAUCGCCAUCGUGUCAGUUCUGGUCAUUCUCAUCUCCAUCGUGAUUUUCUGUCUGGAAACUUUGCCUGAGUUUAGGGACGAUAAGGAUCCGGUCACAGUAGCACCUGUAAUAAACGGCACUGCCCCGUACGGGUCAAGCUCUUUUACUGACCCCUUUUUUGUUAUCGAGACGCUUUGCAUAAUCUGGUUCUCCUUUGAGCUGCUUGUCCGAUUUUUCGCUUGUCCCAGCAAAGCCACCUUUUCCAAAAACAUCAUGAACAUAAUCGACAUCGUGGCUAUAAUCCCGUAUUUCAUCACCCUGGGAACAGAGUUGGCCGAAAGACAGGGUAAUGGGCAGCAGGCCAUGUCCCUUGCCAUUCUGCGCGUGAUUCGUCUAGUACGAGUGUUUCGCAUCUUUAAGCUGUCGCGCCACUCCAAGGGCCUCCAGAUCCUCGGGCAGACACUUAAAGCCAGCAUGCGGGAACUUGGUUUGCUGAUUUUCUUCCUUUUUAUCGGAGUCAUUUUAUUCUCCAGCGCUGUAUACUUCGCUGAGGCAGACGACCCUGCAUCCAGCUUUAGCAGCAUCCCGGACGCGUUCUGGUGGGCCGUGGUUACCAUGACUACGGUCGGCUACGGAGAUAUGCACCCGGUGACUAUCGGCGGGAAGAUCGUCGGCUCGCUGUGUGCCAUUGCUGGGGUUUUGACGAUCGCGCUUCCAGUGCCCGUCAUCGUCUCCAAUUUCAACUACUUUUACCACCGGGAGACGGACGGCGAGGAGCACGCGCAGUAUCUGCACACGGGGAGUUGCGAGCAUCUCGACUCCGCUGAGGAGAUGAAACGGACGCGGAGCAGCUCGUCACUCAGCAAAUCGGAGUACAUGGUGAUAGAGGAGGGCAUAAACAGCGGCUUUAAACAGGCUAACUACACAAACCAAAAUAAUCAGAACUGCGUAAACAUCAAAAAGAUUUUCACAGACGUGUAAAGCAACAGCAUCUCCAGUCCACGAUGCUCCUCAGACCAACUACACUUUGCUCUAGGAUUUUCAUCAUGCAGACCUUGUACACGGACUAAAACCUGUCGGACUGCAGAUAAUUAUGCAUUCUCUAUAAUGGUUAAAAUUGGACGAAGGGCGGGUCAGGGACCUUAAAUAUCCAAAAACAAUAACGAAUCGUUUGUGAUUGUCAGUCUGCAUUUGUUCUCAGUGUUAUAUAUAAUCGUCAUCAUACGUACUGGCAAUAUAUUACAAUCUAACAAAUGCCUGUUAAUGUGUUGAAGCGAUAUAUUUUCAGAGGUCACGUGUUAGUGUCACAUGCAUUUUGUUAGUAUCUAAAAGUGCAGAUAUCAUUAUAACAAAGUGAUGUGGAUAAAACCAUUACGUUGUCAAAUAUAUAUAGCCUAUUGUACGUAUUUAUUAAUCAAACCGCCUUUACCUAUACCAAAUAACUAUGUGUUAAACAGAAUGAAAGAAUUGAUUGUUAUGGCUUAAAAUGUUUAAUUUGUGUAAAAAAAAAAAACAGUUAUCACCAAAUCAAUGUUAAUUGCUGUAAUCGGCCACAUAAAAGAUCAAUUUCCCCCAAAUUA
Tachysurus fulvidraco (yellow catfish) is the source of this 2764-nucleotide messenger RNA. RefSeq names its product potassium voltage-gated channel, shaker-related subfamily, member 3a (gene kcna3a). Gene Ontology annotation, cellular component: voltage-gated potassium channel complex; membrane. Bases 621 to 2165 code for a protein of 514 amino acids. The transcript has a single exon. Gene Ontology annotation, biological process: protein homooligomerization; potassium ion transmembrane transport. NCBI's taxonomy places the organism in Eukaryota, Metazoa, Chordata, Actinopteri, Siluriformes, Bagridae. Gene Ontology annotation, molecular function: protein binding; delayed rectifier potassium channel activity. The record is from RefSeq and is a predicted model, not a curated record.